GCGUCAUAAAAGAUGAGGAGCAACUCUCUUGCUGCUGCUCCACUCGCAGUUUAUGGCGCCCUGGCAGCCCUCCUCUUGACAACAUCCAUUGUUCUGCUGGCCUGGCCUUCCUUGUCCCGCGUCUCAACAUUAUCAUCCGCGAACAACGAUCCUAUAACCCUAACUCCAGAUCGUUCCAGGGCCUCAGCAGACGAGCACAAAUGGGCGCAUUCCCAGGCGGAAAGGGCAGCAGGCAGAUCCCGCGGAUGGCGCGCGUUAUGCCCUGCGGCGGAAGGGUUGCGCGGGGAGGCACCACUUCCAGAUCAGGGCGGCGAGGCAGCGGCUGAACAGAGCCGCGAAAUCUGGUCACACGCUUUUGCUACACACGCUAACUCGUAUGCGUCGACGCGUUCAGCCAUCGCGUGCUGCGGGCAUCGAGGCGCGAGACGCGAGGCGCCUGAGAACACCAUGCCAUCCUUCGAGCUCGCUCUCGAGCGCGGAGCCAACUGCGUGGAGAUGGACGUGCACAUGACGCGGGACGGCCAUCUCGCCGUCGUGCACGGCACAACGUUCCGCACCAGGCUCGCUUCCUCCCUGCCGCCACUCGCAGCCAUGCAGUCCAGGCAGCAGGAGGGGCAGCAGGAGGGGCAGCAGGAGAGCCAGCAGGAGAGCCAGCAGGAGAGCCAGCAGGAGAGCCAGCAGGAGAGCCUGCAGAGAGGGCAGCAGGAGGGUGCGAGGGGAGAGAGCAGGGAGGAAGCACUGCGAGUGGAGGACCUGCCAUGGGAGGUGGUGCAGCAGGUAGACGCUGGAGGGUGGUUCGGCCCCAACUUCACACACACACCCUUGCCCUCCCUCACCCACGUGGUGCAGCAUUUCUGGCAUGCUGACAUCACUCUUGCUCUAGACCUCAAGAUUGACCUGUGUGGGGGGAACAGACAGAAAGAGAAGGCUCGAUAUGGUGCAGGGCCGGAGUGUGUGAGUGAGGAGGAAUGGGCAGAUCGGUAUGCUGAGGCAUUGGUGGCAUGGCUGGAUACUAUCCAGCCUCCGGACGCCUCUUUGUUGAACCACAUGGCGCCUCAUCCGCGUGUGCGUGUGCUCCUGACCUCCUUUCACUUCCGGCUCAUCGACUCCCUCUUUCUCUUCCUAGACCGACCACCAACUCAUGGACCUGGGCCUCUUCGGCGGGGAAUUGCAGGCCUGGCAUAUAUCUAUGGCCCCAAUGACACCUCCAUUGCAUCGGCUCGUCACCUCGACCCUCGCAUGUGGCUAGCCCCACAUUUUGCACAUGUCCCGUCUUUGAUGGAACCAGACCGUGUGAAAUAUGAGGUGCCACCUGGAGGAAGGAAUGGGGGGAGUGCUUCUCACGCUUCGACACUUGAUAGAAUGGUGUUGUCAUGGGUGAUUGAUGACGAGGCUUUGAUGGCAUCCCAGUACAACAUGGGGGUUCGCGCAAUUACGACAAACGACCCUUUACUGUGCUCUCGAGCAUGUAGGUACUUGUCUCCUAGAUGCUGUUACACAGACCAUGUAAGCUCUCUCCACUCCACCGCCACCAUACGCCAUCACGCCUCUCACCAGGAGGAGAGGCAAGAAUGUAGCAGCCUCUCCCCUCCUGCCACCUCCUCAAACAACUUAAUCACCCAGGGGCCCUCUGGGUCCCCCAACUCCUUCGCGAAUAAGGUUUCCACCAUGUUUCGCCACCACGGGCAGCUUUUCGCUCCGCGAAGAGAGGCCAUUUUCGCGCUCCUCCCGCUCCUCGCGCUCCUCCUGACCGUUUUCACAAGGCCGGAUCUCGCGGCAGCGCAGCAGCCGUACUCAGCCAUCGGCGUGCCGGUCGUUAUCGUAGCCGGCGGCGUGUACGACCCGCUGACCGACAAAGUUUUCAACCAGGCAUGGCAGAUCAAUGCGCUCACGACGCGCCAAAUCGGCGACUCCGCAAACCCCGACGCGAACAACGACGCCGCGCUGUCCGGCUGCGCCGUCGCACUUGACGGCAGCGCGUACAUCGCGGCCGGCAGCAAAUACAUCGACGUCAUCCAAUACACGUCCACGGCGCCCGUCGCCGGCACGCCGUAUCCCACGCCGCUGAAUGCGACGUCCGUCGCCAUCGGCGGCCCGUCUCAGCGCAUGCUCGUCGUCGCAGACGGCUCCGCGGAGGCCGGCGGCGCGAUAAGCAUCGACCGCACGACGCUCGCGACGGUGCAGCUCGUCCCCGCGGGGUGGCAGUGCCUCUCCGCCGCGUUCUGCGCCGCGUCCGCGCUCUUCACGUGCCACCGCGUGUCGGACGACGCGAACGCGAUUAUCGAGGUGCCGUUCGACCCGGCGACGGGCGCGUUCCAGCCCGCAAGCGCCGCCAUUAUCUCCAUUCCCUACCCCGCGACGGAGGCGGUCUGCUCGCCCAAGGGCACCCUCGUUGCGGUGCUCCGACAGGACGCGAAUAAUCUCUACACCUAUGCCACGCCGCUUAAGAACCCCGCGGUGCCGCUUACCACCACCACGCUCACGCCCGGCAUGCCCGGGUCGCUCGCCAUCGACGCGGUGCGGGAGGAGUUUCUCGUGACGAGCGCGGCGGAGUUCCCGGGUCUUCCGGGCGACGCGUACCUGGGCGCCAUGGAUUUCGUGCCUUACUCCGAGGGCACCGGCGUGGAUCCGGGAUUUGAUAACAGCGGCGCGUUUGAGUACACUACGUCCGCGCCUUCCGGCGGGCAGGUCGCGGUGUAUCCGAACCCUUCGAGGGCCUACAUCGCGCUUCCGGAAGGUCUCUAUAGUGUGCGGCUCGUCGGCACGAACGAGCUCGACACGGGCGCUGCGAGCUUCGCGACGCUCUCUGCGACGGUCGACGGCUGGAGCUACUUCGCCACCACCGUCUGCGCGCAGCCCGGGGUCAAAGCGCCGCCGCCGCCGUCGCCGCCGCCUCCGCCGCCAAGCCCGCCGCCGAAACCGCCGAGUCCGCCGCCGAAACCCCCCAGCCCGCCUCCUUCCCCGCCUCCCCCGCCUCGUCCGCCCAGCCCUCCCCCGAAGCCGCCAAGCCCCCCCCCGAAACCCCCCAGCCCGCCCAAGCCGCCGAGCCCGCCACCGAAGCCCCCCAGUCCGCCACCUCGCCCGCCCCCUCCCCCCAAGCCCCCAGUCCCCCUCCCAAGCCCCCGACCCCGCCAAGCCCUCCGCCAAAGCCGCCCAGUCCCCCGCCGAAGCCUCCGAGCCCCCCUCCGAGUCCCCCGCCGUCUCCUCCGGCGGCGCUGGUGACGGUGGCGUCGGUGUCGGUGAUGUCCCUGGAGUCCGACUCGCGGUUCAACGGCGUCUCGCAAUCCGUCUCGCACCCGCCCGCCUCCACCGCCCCUUCCGCGAGAAAGGCGCCGCCAGUGCACCGGACGUGCUCGCUGGGGUCGUUCCAGCACUGCCCCGUCACUCUCGACUGCCGCGAUAACCGCGUCGCCAAGGGCUGCUCGUGCCUGCUGGGGAAUAAGAACGCCACGUGCCGAUACCCGCGCAACUGUCUGGACGCCACGACGUGCCCGGUGGCGGCGGUGUGCCGCGCGAACGCGGCGGGGCAGAAGGUGUGCGCGUGCCCCAAGCGCUACCGCGCGCUCAAGCUCAUCAUGGGCGACCGCGCGUUUGCGUACUGCGCGCCCACGCACUGCGUGGGCACGGCUGCGUUCGCUGGGUUCAGCUGCUCGCUCCGCGCUAUUGCGGAGGAUACCUACAGCGUCAAUCCCUGGCCGACUGCCACCAUUGGGUAGAGAGAUAGCAUGCUUGACUCAUGAGACAGCUGCAGUGGGGUGUUUAGUUGGGGAGGGGGAAGUGGGAUUGCGUUGAUUGCAUGGACUGAAUGAUGCGCGCUUUGUUUCUUUUGUGUCAUGAUAUGAGUGGGAAUGGGACAAUUGACUGAGUCGUCGGAUUAUCCGUAGGAGUAAUAAUUAAUUGAGCAAGUGACGAGCGAACUGGCUAUAGUAGGGCUUGUACGAGCUAGGGCGAGAACCUCGGGAUGUGAUGUGGCUUGGAAGGGUGGUGAGGCGAGGGUGUCGGAUCGGAACACGCUUUGGGGAGGUAGGGGCCUAAACUAUGGGCCGAACCUGCGAGGUCGAGGUCUUCGGGUGUGCCAGCUGUAAAUGAGAGAAGUACUCUCCUGUUCUAACUAUUAUUCAGUUUUGAGAUGGUAUC
This is a messenger RNA of Closterium sp. NIES-67, 4137 nucleotides long. NCBI's taxonomy places the organism in Eukaryota, Viridiplantae, Streptophyta, Zygnematophyceae, Desmidiales, Closteriaceae. The record is from the annotation of a GenBank genome assembly.